CUGGUUGAUAAAUGACAAUGUUACUUCUACUAGCAGUUUCUCUCCUUGGCACUGUCACUUGUCAGACGUGCGAAACUGGAUGGUCUGUCCAAGGUUUGCGCGCUUCUGGGUUCUGGUGUGUCAAAGUAUUCCUUGGAACUUACACUCAACCUCAAGCCCAAGCUCAGUGUGAAGCAGUUGGGGCGACUCUCUCUGGAAUUCAAUCCGCAAAUGACGCACAAGUGUUUCAAUCUUUGGGACUGGCAGCUCUAGGUGGGCAGUCAGGAUCAUUUUGGAUUGGAGCCCGUAGAAGAGCUGCGUGUCAGACACAACGCAUCACUGCUGAUUGCACUGCGCAAAAUUCUUUCGAGUGGACUGAUGACACUGUAACUGGAACUGAUGGAUUUGUUUGGAACGAUAAGCAACCUGAUAACUCGGAUCUCAACUCAGGAUGUGCAGUUUUGCUGGCAUCAGGACCACCAGUACAGUGGGGAAAUGGCAUGUGGGCCGGAGCGAAAUUAGACGAUCAUGUUUGCGACUUCGUUGAUAAGACACCCGCAAAUCCAAGACGUAUUCGUGGUUAUAUUUGUGGAAAAAGGUCUAAUUGAGUUUUCGAGCGUCGAUAAUAAAUUUGUUCUGGCAUU
Messenger RNA from Caenorhabditis elegans, 623 nucleotides. It is a transcript of the gene clec-96, whose product is annotated as C-type lectin domain-containing protein. Bases 18 to 587 code for a protein of 189 amino acids. Gene Ontology annotation, molecular function: carbohydrate binding. NCBI's taxonomy places the organism in Eukaryota, Metazoa, Nematoda, Chromadorea, Rhabditida, Rhabditidae. The transcript is spliced from 3 exons. The record is from RefSeq and is marked reviewed.